Moneuplotes crassus is the source of this 2204-nucleotide messenger RNA. Lineage: Eukaryota; Ciliophora; Spirotrichea; Euplotida; Euplotidae. The record is from the annotation of a GenBank genome assembly.
AUUUAAACUAAAAUGGGUAAUUGUGGUCCUUCAAAAGAACAUAUUGAGGAAGCCAAACUUGAAGAGCUGAGACUAAUUGGAUUCCAUAAGUUCACAAAUAAUGAGAGAAGAAUUUUGAAGUUAUUGUAUCAUGAUAUGGCAUCUGGAUCUCCAGAGGAUCAAUUCAUUUCUAGAACGAGCUUCUUUAAACUCUUCGAUAUUCCAGGAGUUAUUGGCAUGAGACUUUACCAAUUCUUUGCUAGCUCGGGAAGAGGAGAUUUCCUCUAUGGAAUGAGCAAACUAGCCAGACCUGAAGACAACGAAUUUUAUGAAGCCUUGUUCCAAAUUUAUGAUUUCAACAAUAAAAGCUCAUUUGGAGUAUCAGAGCUUGUCACGUUUAUAAGGACUUAUGAAAAAUAUGGAAUGAUUGAGAAACUUAAGAAGAAAAUAAAAGAGGCAAAGUCCUUCAAUAGUUGUUCAAAAUCGUGUUUAUUACUGAAAUAUACAAAGAAAUUAGAUGCGAGUCUGAAUCAUAAGCCAAAAUUGACAAGAUCAAAUUCGGGUGAAAUUUGUUGUCAGAGACAAAUCAACUAUGCCCAGAAGAGUAAAUGUCACUUCACAGCAUGAUAUUACUACGACAGACCAUACUUUGAAAGUGAAGAAGUUUUAGAAAUAGCAAAGCAUUUAUUCACAAACUCAGGCUUUGAUGCAGACAAAGGACUUGAUUUCGAGGGCUUUACAGCUUUUUGAAAAUUCAACCCAGAAAUAGUAGAUCCUAUUAAAGGGGCUUUGCGAUAUGAGCUCUGGAGUGAAAGAUAUGUUAUCACAAAGGAGAGUUCUUCUGAAGAGAGUGAUAUCUCUGAUCGAAAAACUUCUCCGGAUACAUAUUACUCUAAAGCUUCUGUUCUGAACAUGACUCAAGCAGUGUUUGCUGCCAAAUCUGGAAGCAGUAACAAAAUCAUUAAUUCCAAUGUCUUUAAUACAAAUAAAAGUGUAUAUAUUACUGAAGAGUCUGAGUCAGGACCUAUCGAGCUCUAUACUUCCGCUAUCUCUGAGGUUAAGAAAGGAUUUCUGAUGAAGGUCCGUGGAGGUUGUGGAGACUUAAUAAAACGCUUCUAUUUCCUCAAAAACAACAUUCUUUACUAUUAUGGAAGAUCUAAACAAAGUUCUCUUGUUAAGAAAAUUCCAUUAGGAUUGAUCUAUGUAAAAGAUAAAAUAGUACAAAAGUUUGAAAGAGAUAGAAUGCACUUCAUCUCACUGACUAGUGCAUCAAAUGGACAGCUCAGAGCAGAAUUUGCAGUAGAAACUGAGGAAGACAGAGAUAAGUGGUACAGCGUUCUCUCAUUAGCCUGCUGAAAUAUUGAGAAAUGAGUUGAUUUCCAAGGAGUUAUUGGAACUGGCCAAUUUGCUUCGGUCAGGAAAGCGACCUCGAAGAAUGGUCAAUACGAGUAUGCUGUUAAAAUUAUCUCUAAGGCUGAUCCUGAGAAUUACGACAGAGAUAGCAUGUUGAAAGAACUUAGAAUUCUAGAAGUUAUCAACCACCCUAAUAUUCCUAAAAUUUAUGGCGUUUAUGAAGAUAUUGAUCGGAUGUAUAUUUUCAUGGAAAAUAUCGAAACAGGUUCGCUGUUUGAUAAGCUCAAGAAGAAGUUUUUCCUUGACCAAGAGGAAUGAUUUCGGAUAACUUAUGACAUUCUGAAAACAUUGAAAUAUCUAAAUGAGUUGAAAAUAAUGCAUCGUGACAUCAAACCUGAAAAUAUCCUGAUAAAUGCAGACAAGGAAGGCAAUAUUAAAAAGUCCUUCCUCAUUGAUUUUGGCCUUUCAACAUUCUGAGAUUACAAGUUGAAUGAUCCUGAGCUACAAAUGUGUGGAACUUUAGGAUAUGUCGCCCCCGAAGUUUUAUAUGAAGAAGGAUACAAUGCGGAAGUUGAUAUGUUUAGUCUUGGAGCAAUGUUAUUUUUUAUAGCAACCGGAGAACUUCCUUUUGAUGGUCCUUCUGAUGAAAUUACCAUUGAUAUUACCAUGAAUAAUGCGAUGCCAAGGAGAUCAUCUAUUUUUGAUAAGCUCCAUAAAGAUCUCCCAGACUUACUCCAAUCAAUGUUAGACAAAGAUCCAAAGCAAAGGAUCAGCGUUGAAGAUUGAAUUCGUCAUCCAUUCUUCAGCGAAUAUUUGUAAAUAAUUUUGAUAUGUAACGACACACCAAUGUUUUGUUUUCAAUAUCUAAGCUC